Messenger RNA from Lachancea lanzarotensis, 420 nucleotides. RefSeq names its product LALA0S06e02014g1_1. NCBI's taxonomy places the organism in Eukaryota, Fungi, Ascomycota, Saccharomycetes, Saccharomycetales, Saccharomycetaceae. The transcript has a single exon. Bases 1 to 420 code for a protein of 139 amino acids. The record is from RefSeq and is a predicted model, not a curated record.
AUGAGUUUAGUGAUAGUUGACAUGCGGAAAGUGUUUGAUCUGGCCCAAAAAAAUGGUUCGGUUUUGGGCGUGGACCGUUUAAGAGUGAUAGGUCAAUGUGUGGGUAUCAAAUCGCUACCAGAUGAUGCAGAUAAGCUGCAAUUGGUGCUACAGAACCUUAAAGAAUUGGACCAGGAUACAGGCUAUACGGUGGAAAUAUCGGUGAGCGAAGAAGCAUGUUACGGAAGCUGCUGGACAAACGGAACGUUGAUCGAGGGCAGUGUGUGUGAUGUGAGAUGUUGUGUGGUGGAGGGUCGGGUAGAGGCUAUGGAUGUGAAAGUUUGGUCGUUGGCGGAAUUGCGGGCGUUUAAAGAGUUUUGGAAGAGUGAGGAAGGAGUGAAAUGGCGCCAAAUGUGCAAUCAAGAGAGUAAAAAUUGUUGA